Molecule: messenger RNA, 1945 nt
Organism: Malus domestica (apple)
Lineage: Eukaryota; Viridiplantae; Streptophyta; Magnoliopsida; Rosales; Rosaceae
Product: L-ascorbate oxidase homolog
Molecular function (GO): oxidoreductase activity; copper ion binding
Source: RefSeq, a predicted model, not a curated record
AGAAAGAUCGUAGAAGAAGAAGCAACAAUCUUCUUCAAAUAAAACCAUAGAUAUCGAUAGGAAUUAAUAAUUAUAUAUUGCGUGAGGAAAGGGUUGAAAUUAAUAGAUCGAUAGGAAUAAGAGAGAGAGAUAUGGCUUCCGUGAUGUAUGCGUUGUUGCUGUGCCUUACAGCCGGGGCACUUUCAGUGGUCCAGGGCGAAGACCCUUACCUGUUCUUCACAUGGAAUGUCACCUACGGAACCAUCUCUCCCCUCGGAGUCCCCCAGCAAGCAAUUCUCAUCAAUGGCCAGUUCCCAGGACCCAACAUCAACUCCACCUCCAACAACAACAUCGUCUUGAACGUCUUCAACAACCUCGAUGAGCCAUUCCUUUUGACAUGGAGCGGCAUCCAGCAGAGGAAGAAUUCGUGGCAGGAUGGAACCCUUGGAACCAUGUGCCCCAUCGUCCCUGGCACCAACUUCACCUACCGCUUCCAAGUCAAGGAUCAGAUCGGGAGCUACAUGUACUAUCCCGUCACUGCCAUGCACAGGGCAGCAGGCGGCUUUGGUGGACUCCGCAUCAACAGUCGUCUGCUCAUUCCCGUCCCCUAUGCUGAUCCCGAGGAUGAAUACACCGUUAUGAUCGGCGACUGGUACACCAAAAGUCACACCGCUCUCAAGAAAUUAUUGGACAGCGGCCGCACCAUGGGAAGGCCCGACGGCAUCCUAAUCAACGGCAAGAACGCCAAGGGAGACGGCAAAGACGAGCCCCUCUUCACCAUGAAGCCAGGGAAGACCUACAAGUACAGGGUCUGCAACGUGGGCUUCAAGAACUCCCUCAACUUCAGGAUCCAAGGCCACCCCUUAAAGCUUGUCGAGAUGGAAGGCUCCCACACCGUCCAGAACACCUACGAGUCCCUUGACGUGCACUUGGGGCAAUGCUUCUCGUUGCUCGUCACUGCCGACAAAGAGCGCAAGGACUACUACAUGGUAGCCUCGACCCGAUUCACCAAGACCGUGCUCACCGGCAAAGGCAUAAUCCGCUAUGAAAACAGUAACGGCCCUGCAUCCCCCGAGCUCCCCGAAGCUCCUGUAGGAUGGGCCUGGUCUCUCAACCAGUUCCGUUCCUUCCGCUGGAACCUUACUGCCAGCGCUGCCAGGCCUAAUCCUCAGGGCUCGUACCACUACGGAAAGAUCAACAUCACCCGUACCAUCAAGAUCGUCAACUCCGCCUCGAUGGUGAAUGGCAAGCUCCGCUAUGCCAUCAACGGAGUCUCCUACGUGGAAUCCGAAACCCCACUCAAGCUGGCUCAGUACUUUGGUGUGGCCGACAAGGUCUUCAAGUACGACACCAUCCAAGAUGAACCCCCAGCCACCGUGGAGGACAAGGUCACCUUGGCACCCAACGUUGUCAACCAGACCUUCCGUGACUUUGUAGAGAUCAUCUUUGAGAACCACGAGAAGAGCAUUCAGUCAUGGCAUUUGGAUGGAUACUCCUUCUUUGCCGUCGCCAUUGAGCCCGGGAGGUGGACCCCAGAAAAGAGAAAGAACUACAACCUUCUGGACGGAGUGAGCAGGCACACCAUCCAAGUGUUCCCCAAAUCCUGGGCGGCCAUAAUGUUGACCUUCGACAAUGCCGGAAUGUGGAACGUGAGGUCGGAACAACCGGAGAGGCGCUACCUCGGACAACAGUUCUACGUGAGCGUCCUGUCACCUGCACGCUCCCUCAGGGACGAGUACAACCUCCCAGAAACCACCCAACUCUGUGGCAUUGUCAAGGAUUUGCCUAAGCCCCCUCCAUACAGCGCUUAAACGAUCACAUCGUCAUCCACUAGUAUAUUAUAUAUAUGCUAGCUAGUACUGUAACACCAAAAGGAAUGGCCAUCAAGCAAUGGAUUGGCUGAUUGAUCAUGAUUGUAUCAACCCUUUCCAAAAUGCAAUAAAUUUACAGUUCUAAUAUUAUCAUA